Molecule: messenger RNA, 2388 nt
Organism: Penicillium bovifimosum
Lineage: Eukaryota; Fungi; Ascomycota; Eurotiomycetes; Eurotiales; Aspergillaceae
Gene: dbp4
Product: RNA-dependent ATPase HCA4
Exons: 1
Coding region: 1-2388 (795 amino acids)
Biological process (GO): rRNA processing
Cellular component (GO): nucleus
Molecular function (GO): ATP binding; nucleic acid binding; RNA helicase activity
Source: RefSeq, a predicted model, not a curated record
AUGGCACCACGGGCAGUCAAAGGAAAGCCAAAGGCUCACAAAGACACAGGAAGGGUUCUCAAGAGAAAACGUGGCGAGGACAACUUGGCCACACUCGUGAAACAGGUUGAGGACCUCGACCUCAAAACCCCCAUCAAAAACUUCUCCGAUCUCCCUCUCUCCGAACCGACAGCCAAAGGCCUCGCAGCCUCCCAUUUCAAAACUCUUACCGAGAUUCAAUCGCGUGCUAUCAGCUAUGCAUUCAAAGGACGCGACAUCCUCGGCGCCGCCAAGACCGGUAGCGGAAAGACUCUGGCAUUCAUAGUGCCCAUCCUUGAGAAUCUUUAUCGCAAAAAAUGGACCGAGUUGGACGGUCUCGGUGCCCUCGUUCUCUCGCCCACUCGUGAACUCGCCAUUCAGAUCUUCGAAGUGCUUCGCAAAGUCGGACGAUACCACAACUUCUCGGCUGGAUUGGUCAUUGGAGGAAAGAGUCUGCGUGAGGAACAAGAUCGCCUGGGACGCAUGCACAUCUUGGUUUGCACACCUGGUCGCAUGCUGCAGCACUUGGAUCAGACUGCGAUGUUUGAGACGAAUAAUUUGCAGAUGCUGGUGCUAGACGAGGCCGAUCGUAUCAUGGAUAUGGGUUUCCAAAAGACCGUGGAUGCUAUCAUCGACCAUCUUCCAAAACAGCGCCAGACGAUGCUGUUCAGUGCCACGCAAACCAAGAAAGUUAGCGAUUUGGCUCGUUUGAGUCUGCAGGAACCCGAGUAUGUUUCGGUCCAUGAAGCUGCCGCCUCCGCUACCCCCUCCACUCUCCAACAGCACUACACCAUCACCCCGCUGCCGCAGAAGCUCGAUACCCUCUGGAGUUUCAUUCGCAGCAAUCUCAAAUCAAAAACUGUGGUCUUCUUGUCAUCUGGCAAGCAAGUCCGCUACGUAUACGAAUCUUUACGACAAUUGCAGCCCGGUAUUUCCUUGCUCCACUUGCACGGCCGGCAGAAACAGGGAGGACGCCUGGACAUCACCACCAAGUUCUCUCAGGCUCAGCAUGCGGUGCUUUUCGCCACUGAUGUUGUUGCGCGUGGUUUGGACUUCCCCGCUGUUGAUUGGGUCAUCCAAAUGGAUUGCCCCGAAGAUGCUGAUACCUACAUUCAUCGUGUCGGCCGAACGGCUCGUUACGAGCGUGUUGGUCGUGCUGUGCUAUUCCUGGACCCCAGUGAGGAGAAGGGCUUCCUCAAGCAGCUCGAGAACAAGAAGGUGCCCAUUGAGAAGAUCAACAUCAAAUCGAAUAAGCAGCAGAGUGUCAAGAACCAGCUGCAGAACAUGUGUUUCAAAGACCCAGAGCUGAAAUAUCUGGGUCAGAAGGCUUUCAUCUCCUACGUCAAGUCAAUCUAUGUGCAGAAGGACAAGGAGACCUUCAAGAUCAAGGAGCUUCCAUUGGAAGAGUAUGCCGCCAGUCUGGGUCUGCCUGGUGCUCCGCGUAUCAAGUUCAUCAAGGGUGACGAUGCCAAGCAGCGCAAGAACGAGUCCUGGAGAAUGGCACACAUGUCCGGUGACGACGACUCAGAUGUAGAGAAGAAGAAGGACGAGAAGGAGGUGCGGACACGCUACGACCGCAUGUUCGAGCGACGCAACCAGGGUGUAUUGGCGGAGCACUACUCGAAGCUCAUCAACGACGAUGGCACAAUGGUGGCCACUGGUGCCCUCAAGGAGCUCGACGACGAGGCCGACGAGGAUGCCGACUUCCUCUCAGUCAAGCGCCGGUUCGUCGCAGGCGACACACAACUUGGCGCGGGCAGCGAUACUUCCGACUCCGAGGAGUCUGCCGAUGAGGCCAAACCCGCAGGCGCAAGAAUGGUACACCUGGAUGGCCAAGACCCGCUACUCAUCGACUCGAAGCGACGCGAGAAGUUGCUCAAGUCGAAGAAGAAGCUCCUCAAGUUCAAGGGCAAGGGUACGAAACUGGUCUACGACGACGAAGGCAAUGCCCACGAGGUCUACGAGAUGGAAGACGAGGAGGCAUUCAAGGCCCGCGGCGACGCCAACGCCCAGCGCCAGAAGUUCCUCGAGACCGAGACGGAGCGCACGCAGAAAGCCGAUAUCGAAGACAAGGAGGUUAUGCGCGAGAAGCGUCGCGAGAAGAAGGAGAAGCGCAAGGCGCGCGAGCGUGCCGAGGCCGCUGCGGAGUUGGAGGAGGAGGACGGAGGUGCCUUCUCCCACCUCCCCCAUGUGCCCUUCGAGAUCCCCGGUUCCGACUCGGACUCUGCCGAGGAGCCCGAGGAGCCUCGUCCCAGCAAGAAGCAGCGUGUCUCGUUUGCCAAGGCGGACAGCGACGACGAGCCCACGACAGCCAAGCCUAUCGAAACCCUGGGAGAUCUGGAGGCUUUGGCCAGUGGAUUGCUGGGUUAA